Molecule: messenger RNA, 882 nt
Organism: Manis pentadactyla (Chinese pangolin)
Lineage: Eukaryota; Metazoa; Chordata; Mammalia; Pholidota; Manidae
Exons: 12
Coding region: 1-882 (293 amino acids)
Source: RefSeq, a predicted model, not a curated record
AUGUCGGGAAAUAUUUUAAUCACCUGGAGUGGGAGUGUGGUGCGCUGCUGCCAUCUAGUGGUUGGCCCUGAGGACGUGGUGGAGCCCUGUGAAAGCAAGGCGGAGCAGGAGGUCCGGUCAGGAGCCACGGUGGCAUCAGGAGCAGGAGAAAACCAUCCCCAAGUAAUUCCUGAGCAACACCACCAAGGGGCUGACAUUUUCUCUGGGUUCCUAGAUCUCUCUGAGAGCCUGGAUGAGGAGCUUCCUGCAGACGGGGCAGAGGGAAAGUCUCCAUUUACUUCCAAGGUGGCCUCCAGACGGGGCAGAAACAAUGUUGGCCACACAGACAGAACAUCUCCAUCGUCCCUCAGUGGUCACUGGGCAUUUCGUGUGAAGAGGCCUUGGGGUCUGAUCACUGCACCCGUGGAAGACUGCGAUGGGGAGAGCUUCCUCAGCGGCAGCAGUGGUGAGGAGGACUGUCCAGUAACUGAGGUCCUUCCUGUGGACCAGGCAGAGGAGACCGUGCCUGUUGCUGAGGAAGAGACUGUUGCUCUCUCUGAGAUGGCUUCAGGAACAAGUGAAAGUGAUGUUGGCCACACGGAGAGAUCAUCUCCAUUGUCGUCGAGUGGUCAUUGGGCAUUUCAUUUGAAGCGGCCUAGGCUUCGGAAGAGUGAGCACGCCGAAGACUGCGAUGUGGAGAGCUUCCGCAGCGGCAUGAGUGAAGAGGAGGACUGUCCAGGUAGGGAACCACCUCGGGCCACAGCCAACGGGAACGGGGUUACACCGAAAGCUCUAGAGACUGGGGAUGGGAAGCGUGGUAUCAGAAAGCUGAAACUUCAGGGUGAUGGUCCUACAGGUGACAGCGAGAACGGCCCAGUGGAAACGGGCCGAGUGACAAGUUGA